AAAGUGGGUGUUGCUGGAAUUCCUCUCUCCCUCUCCCGUAAUGAGGGGGCUGAGCUGUCCCUCCGAGGAGGGGGCAUGGUGUAGAUAAAAGAGACGAAAAAACAGGGGGAAGUUUCCAAAAAUAAAAGCGUCCGUCUGCCCUUCAGAAGGCUGCAGAGACGCGAGAAGGCGCGAAGGUGCAGCGGCGGUGCGCGCCUGGCUGGAGACGAGCGGACGCCAGGCUCGGGGCGCGCAGCCCCGGGACCGCUCACGCCGCCCAGCCCUCGCCCCGGGAAGGCUGGCUUGGAGCCCCUAGACCGGGAGAAGCGGGCCGCCGGCCGGGGAGCGGAGCGCGGCCGCCGCAAGCCCCCGGGGCGGUUCCCCCCGCUCAGCGCUCUCCAGUCGCCCCCGGCGCCAUGAGGCCCCCGACCACCCACCGCUGCCCCGGGCGCGCCCUGCAGAACCCCUGCGGGGGCCUCCUGGCCCUCACUCUGGCUGUCUUCUUGGGCAUGGGCCAUGCUCAGAGGGACACGGUGGGAAGAUACGAGCUGGCUGGCAGGGACGCGAAUCGGCUGCGGCGCCCCGGGGGCAGUCACCCCGCAGCGUCUGCAGCCAAGGUGUACAGUCUGUUCCGAGAGCAGGACGCGCCAGUCCCGGGCUUGCCGCCCACGGAGCGGGCCCAACCCGGCUGGGGGAGCCCCCGGAGGCCCGCCGACGCGCUGGCCAGGAGGCCGCCCCGCGCGCAGCAGCCGCGGCGAGCCCAGCCACCUGCGCAGACCUGGAGAAGCAGUCCCUCGGGCCAGCAGCAACCCGCAGCCCGGGCCCGGGCCGCCCCGGCCCUCCCGCGCCUCGGAACCCUCCAGCGGCCCGGGGCUGCGCCCCCAACCCCGCCGCGGGGGCGGCUUACGGGGAGGAAUGUCUGCGGGGGACAGUGCUGCCCAGGAUGGACGACAGCAAAUAGCACCAACCACUGUAUCAAACCUGUGUGCCAGCCGCCGUGCCAGAACCGGGGAUCCUGCAGCCGGCCCCAGCUCUGCGUGUGCCGCUCUGGCUUCCGCGGAGCCCGCUGUGAGGAGGUCAUUCCUGAGGAGGAAUUCGACCCCCAGAACUCAAGGCCAGCACCGCGACGCGCAGCCGAGGGGUCCCCCAACCUGCGCAGGAGCAGCGCUGCCAGAGAAAGCACCACAACCCCCAGAGCGCGGUCAGUGGCAUCACAGCGGCCUCCGGCCAGGACCCUGAGUGGGCUCAGCCAGACCCAGCCCUCCCAACAGCACGCGGGGUUGUCCCGGACUGUCCGGCUUUACCCAACCGCCGCAGCCAGCGGUCAGCUCACCUCCAAUGCCCUGCCCGCAGGGCCAGGCCUUGAGCGGAGGGAUGGCGCCCAGCAGGCAGCGUAUCUGGACCGCCUGUCAUCCCCCUGGGGGCUGAACCUCACGGAGAAAAUCAAGAAGAUCAAGAUCGUCUUCACUCCCACCAUCUGCAAGCAGACUUGUGCGCAUGGACACUGUUCCAACAGCUGUGAGCGUGGUGACACCACCACCCUAUAUAGCCAGGGUGGUCAUGGGCAUGACCCCAAGUCUGGCUUCCGAAUCUAUUUCUGCCAGAUCCCCUGCCUGAACGGGGGCCGCUGCAUCGGCCGGGAUGAGUGCUGGUGCCCUGCCAACUCCACCGGAAAGUUCUGCCACCUGCCCUCCCCGAAGCUGGACACGGGGCCUCCAGAGAGGGGCUCCCGCCACGGGGCCCUGCGGGAAGGCCCCUUGAGGCAGUCCACCUUCACCUUGCCUCUCUCCAACCAGCUGGCCUCCGUGAACCCCUCCUUGGUGAAGGUGCACAUCCGCCACCCGCCAGAGGCCUCCGUGCAGGUCCAUCAGGUGGCUCGGGUGCGGGGCGAGGCCCCAGAGGAGAACAGCGUGGAGACCAGACCCUCGCCCUGGCUCCCCGCCAGCCCCCGCCAUAGCCACUGGGACGGCAACAGCAUCCCUGCGCGGUCUGGAGAGGCCCUUCAGCCACCGCCCCCGGCAGCACCCAGGCCUCCAGGAGGGCUGGGCCGCUGUUACCUGAGCUCUGUGAAUGGACAGUGUGCCAACCCCUUGCUGGAGCUGACUGCCCAAGAGGAUUGCUGUGGCAGUGUGGGAGCCUUCUGGGGGGUGACCUCAUGUGCCCCAUGCCCACCCAGACCAGCCUCCCCGGUGAUUGAAAAUGGCCAGCUGGAAUGUCCUCAGGGGUAUAAGAGACUGAAUCUCACUCACUGCCAAGAUAUCAACGAGUGCCUGACCCUGGAUCUGUGCAAGGACUCGGAGUGCGUGAACACCAGGGGCAGCUACCUGUGCACCUGCGGGCCUGGCCUCAUGCUGGACCCAUCCAGGAGCCGCUGUGUGUCCGACAAGGCCGUCUCCAUGCGGCAGGGGCCGUGCUACCGGUCUCUGGGGCCUGGCACCUGCGCCCUGCCUUUGGCCCAGAGCAUCACCAAGCAAAUCUGCUGCUGCAGCCGAGUGGGCAAAGCUUGGGGCAGCAAGUGUGAGAGAUGCCCCCUGCCUGGCACAGAGGCCUUCAGGGAGAUCUGCCCUGCUGGCCACGGCUACACCUACUCGAGCUCACAUAUCCGCCUGGCCAUGAGGAAGGCCGAGGAGGAGGAACUGGCCAGGCCCUCCAGGGAGCAAGCGCAGAAGAGCUACGGGACCCCGCCGGGGCCAGCGGAGAGGCAGCCGCUCCGGGCCGUCACUGACACCUGGCUAGAGCCCGAGACCGUCCCUGACAAGGGAGACUCUCAGGCUGGCCAGGUCACAACCAGUGCUACCCAAGUUCCUGCCUGGGUCCCAGGAGAUGCCGUGGAAAGACCAACGCCACCACCUCCUGGACAGGGGAUUCCGGACAGCCAGGAAGAGGAGCACGUGACUACCCCAGCCGAGGGGCUGGCGGCCCUGGGCCCCUCAGACAUUGACAGAUGUGCCGCCGGAGCCACCAACAUCUGUGGGCCUGGAACGUGCGUGAACCUCCCAGAUGGGUACAAAUGCAUCUGCAGCCCCGGCUACCAGCUGCACCCCAGCCAGGCCUACUGCACGGACGACAACGAGUGUCUGAGGGACCCCUGCGCGGGAAGAGGGCGCUGCGUCAACCAAGUGGGUUCCUACUCCUGCUUCUGCUACCCUGGCUACAUGCUGGCCACCUCGGGGACCACACAGGAAUGCCAAGACAUAGACGAGUGUGAGCAGCCAGGGGUGUGCCGCGGGGGACGAUGCACCAACACGGAGGGCUCGUACCACUGCCAGUGUGACCAGGGCUACAUCAUGGUCAGGAAGGGACACUGUCAAGAUAUCGACGAAUGCCGUCACCCUGGCACCUGCCCCGACGGGAGAUGCGUCAACUCCCCCGGAUCCUACACUUGCCUUGCCUGUGAGGAGGGCUACCAGGGCCAGAGCGGGAGCUGUGUAGAUAUAAAUGAGUGUCUGACCUCCGGGGUCUGCGCCCAUGGAAAGUGCAUCAACCUGGAGGGCUCCUUUAAAUGCUCUUGUGAGCAGGGCUACAAGGUCACCUCAGAUGAGAAGGGCUGCCAAGAUGUCGAUGAGUGUGCCAGCCGGGCCUCGUGCCCCACGGGCCUGUGCCUCAACACGGAGGGCUCCUUCAGCUGCUCGGCCUGCGAGAGUGGCUACUGGGUGAACGAGGACGGCACUGCCUGUGAAGACCUAGAUGAGUGCGCCUUCCCGGGAGUGUGCCCCUCAGGAGUCUGCACCAACACGGCUGGCUCCUUCUCCUGCAGGGACUGCGAGGCGGGCUACUGGCCCAGCACCCUGGGCCACACCUGUGAAGAUGUGGAUGAGUGUGAAGACUUCCGGAGCAGCUGCCAGGGAGGCGAGUGCAAGAACACGGCUGGCUCCUACCAGUGCCUGUGCCCCCCGGGCUUCCAGCUGACCAAUGGCACCGUGUGUGAGGACGUGGACGAGUGUGUGGGAGAGGAGUACUGCGCACCCCGUGGCGAGUGCCUCAACAGCCACGGGUCCUUCUUCUGUCUCUGCGCACCAGGCUUCGCCAGCGCAGAGGGGGGCACCAGCUGCCAGGAUGUGGACGAAUGUGCAGUCACGGACCGGUGUCUGGGAGGACACUGUGUCAACACCGAGGGCUCCUUCAGCUGUCUGUGUGAGGCCGGCUUCCAACCCUCCCCAGAGAGUGGGGAGUGUGUGGAUGUUGACGAGUGUGAGGACUAUGGAGACUCGGCAUGUGGGGCCUGGAGGUGUGAGAACAGCCCUGGCUCCUACCGCUGUGUCCUGGGCUGCCAGCCUGGCUUCCACAUGGCUCCAGCUGGAGAUUGCAUCGCAGGGCUUGCACAGAAAUUGAAGAGGAACGACAUAGAUGAGUGUGCCAACGACACCUUGUGUGGGAGCCACGGCUUCUGUGACAACACCGACGGCUCCUUCCGCUGCCUCUGUGACCAGGGCUUCGAGACUUCGUCCUCCGGCUGGGACUGUGUUGACGUGAAUGAGUGUGAGCUCAUGCUGGCGGUGUGUGGGGCGGCGCUCUGUGAGAACGUGGAGGGCUCCUUCCUGUGCCUCUGUGCCAGCGACCUGGAGGAGUACGACGCUCAGGAGGGCCACUGUCGCCCGCGGGUGGCCGGAGGUCAGAGUAUUCCUGAGGCCCCGCCAGGGGACCGCGCCCCAGGCCCCAUCCGCAUGGAAUGCUUCUCCGGGCAGAACGGCCAGCUGCCCUGCUCCAGCCUUCUGGGCCGGAACACCACCCGGGCCGAGUGCUGCUGCACCCAGGGUGCCAGCUGGGGGGAUGCCUGUGACCCCUGCCCAGCUGAGGACUCAGUUGAAUUCAGUGAGAUCUGCCCUAGUGGUAAAGGCUACAUCCCCGUGGACGGAGCCUGGAUGUUUGGACAGACCACAUACACAGAUGCAGAGGAGUGUGUGAUGUUUGAGCCUGGUCUCUGCCAGAAUGGCCGGUGCCUCAACACGGUGCCUGGCUACAUCUGCUUGUGCAACCCCGGCUACCACUACAACGCCGUCCUCAGGAAGUGCGAGGAUCACGACGAGUGCCAGGCCAUGGCAUGUGAGAAUGGUGAGUGUGUGAACACCGAAGGCUCUUUCCACUGCUUCUGCAGCCCCCCCCUCACCCUGGACCUCAGCCAGCAGCGCUGCGUGAACAGCACCGGGAGCACUGAGGACCUGCCUGACCACGACAUCCACACGGACAUCUGCUGGAAAAGAGUCACCAACUACGUGUGCAGCCAAGCCCUGCACGGGCGCCGCACCACCUACACGGAAUGCUGCUGCCAGGACGGCGAGGCCUGGAGCCAGCAGUGUGCCCUCUGCCCCCCCAGGAGCUCCGAGGUCUAUGCUCAGCUGUGCAACGUGGCCCGGAUUGAAGCGGAGCGGGAGGCGGGGGUCCACUUCCGGCCAGGCUAUGAGUACGGCCCUGGGCCCGAGGACCUGCACUACAGCCUCUACGGCCCCGAUGGGGCCCCCUUCUACAACUACCUGGGCCCUGAGGACACCAUCCCAGAGCCACCCUUCCCCAACACAGCCAGCCGCACCGGGGACCACACACCAGUUCUUGAGUCACCCCUGCAGCCCUCGGACCUCCAGCCCCACUACGUGGCCAGCGGGCCAGAGCACCAGGCCGGCUUCGAAGGGCUGCAGGCAGAGGAAUGCGGCGUCCUGAACGGCUGUGAGAAUGGCCGCUGUGUGCGCGUGAGGGAGGGCUACACCUGUGACUGCUUUGAGGGCUUCCAGCUGGACAUGGCCCACAUGGCGUGUGUGGAUGUGAAUGAGUGUGAUGACUUGAACGGGCCUGCUGCACUCUGUGCCCAUGGUCACUGCGAGAACACCGAGGGCUCCUACCGCUGCCACUGCUCCCCAGGUUAUGUGGCCGAGGCAGGCCCCCCACACUGUACUGCCAAGGAGUAGCAGUGAGGAGGGGUCGGUG
This is a messenger RNA of Neomonachus schauinslandi (Hawaiian monk seal), 5898 nucleotides long. It is a transcript of the gene LTBP2, whose product is annotated as latent transforming growth factor beta binding protein 2. The record is from RefSeq and is a predicted model, not a curated record. Lineage: Eukaryota; Metazoa; Chordata; Mammalia; Carnivora; Phocidae. Gene Ontology annotation, molecular function: calcium ion binding. Bases 396 to 5879 code for a protein of 1827 amino acids. The transcript is spliced from 37 exons.